UUAACAGGAACAGGAAUUACAGGAGCGAGCCACGGCGAGCUGAGGGAGGGAAAGAAAUUGGAAAAGUGUCGUGGGGUAGGCACACGUACCUGGAGACUCAGUUUGUUCAGGAAAUGUGGCGGUGCGUCGCUCGUGGACUUCGUUCUUCGGCUUCCAAGAGAUCUGCCCCUAAUGACUCUCUUCGAUCUCACAUUUCUAGAUUGUUCUCCACUGGAGGAAACUCCUCAUAUACUGUGGUAGAUCAUACAUAUGAUGCAGUCGUUGUAGGGGCCGGUGGUGCAGGGUUGAGAGCUGCUAUUGGACUUUCGGAACAUGGGUUCAAUACUGCUUGCAUUACUAAGCUUUUCCCUACUCGUUCACAUACUGUUGCAGCUCAGGGUGGUAUAAAUGCUGCAUUGGGAAAUAUGACUGAAGAUGACUGGAGGUGGCACAUGUACGACACAGUCAAGGGAAGUGAUUGGCUAGGAGAUCAGGACGCCAUCCAAUAUAUGUGCAGAGAGGCACCAAAAGCAGUCAUUGAGCUUGAGAAUUAUGGAUUACCAUUUUCCCGAACGGAGGAUGGAAAAAUAUACCAACGUGCAUUUGGUGGUCAAAGCUUGAACUUUGGAAAAGGCGGACAGGCAUACCGUUGUGCAUGUGCUGCUGAUCGAACUGGACAUGCUUUAUUGCACACUCUCUAUGGCCAGGCCAUGAGACAUAAUACACAAUUUUUUGUGGAAUAUUUUGCAUUGGAUCUUUUAAUGAAUAGUGAUGGUAGUUGCCAAGGAGUGGUCGCAUUGAAUUUGGAGGAUGGAACAUUACACCGGUUCCAAGCAGCUUCAACAAUUUUGGCCACAGGAGGUUAUGGUAGAGCAUACUUUUCUGCGACCUCAGCACAUACAUGCACAGGAGAUGGCAAUGCCAUGGUUGCACGUGCGGGGCUUCCGCUCCAGGAUUUGGAGUUUGUGCAAUUUCACCCAACGGGUAUAUAUGGAGCUGGUUGCCUAAUCACAGAAGGUUCCCGUGGAGAAGGGGGAAUUCUUAGGAAUAGUGAAGGUGAGCGAUUCAUGGAACGUUAUGCUCCUACUGCAAAGGAUCUUGCAUCAAGAGAUGUUGUUUCUAGGUCAAUGACUAUGGAGAUACGAGAAGGCCGUGGUGUAGGACCUCUGAAAGAUCACAUCUAUCUACACUUAAAUCACUUGCCCCCUGAUGUGCUCAAGGAAAGGCUUCCUGGUAUCUCUGAAACUGCUGCUAUAUUUGCUGGUGUGGAUGUUACAAAGGAACCCAUUCCGGUUUUGCCGACUGUGCACUAUAACAUGGGCGGUAUUCCCACAAACCAUUAUGGAGAGGUGGUUACCAUUCAAGGUGAUAAUCCAGAUGCGGUAGUACCAGGUCUGAUGGCUGCUGGGGAAGCAGCCUGUGCGUCAGUCCAUGGUGCCAAUAGGCUUGGUGCAAAUUCACUUCUGGACAUUGUUGUUUUUGGUAGAGCUUGUGCAAAUAGGGUUGCAGAGAUCCAAAGGCCAGGAGCAAAACAGAAGCCUUUGGAGAAGGACGCUGGUCAAAAAACAAUUGCAUGGCUGGAUAAAUUGAGAAACUCAAACGGUUCAUUACCAACUUCAAACAUUCGACUAAAUAUGCAGCGAGUAAUGCAAAACAAUGCUGCUGUGUUCCGUACACAGGAAACAUUAGCAGAAGGUUGUGAAUUAAUUGAUAAAGCAUGGGAGAGUUUCCAUGAUGUAAGGUUGAAGGACCGGAGUCUGAUAUGGAAUACAGACUUAACUGAAACGAUUGAGUUGGAAAACCUUUUGAUAAAUGCUUGCAUCACCAUGCGCUCAGCUGAGGCUAGGAAAGAGAGUAGAGGAGCACAUGCCCGCGAGGACUUUACAAAAAGAGAUGAUGAGAAUUGGAUGAAGCACACAUUAGGAUACUGGGAGAAUGAGAAGGUCCGCCUAGAUUACCGGCCGGUGCACAUGAAUACAUUGGAUGAUGAGGUGGAAUCAUUCCCUCCUAAAGCUCGUGUGUAUUAAUAUACUCAUUAAACUAUCGUGUAUGGCUUGUGCGGAAUCUCUCUGUCGAAUGGGUUCUGCUAGCAAGAGCAGGCAAUAAAGUGUUGUAGAUGGUAGUUUUGACGAUAAACUGUAGCGUUCAUCAUCAAGGUUUAAUUGAUCUAUAUCAAGGCAUAGUCAAUGAGAAGGCGAGAACGAGUACAUUGUAUCUGCAUCACACAAUAAUCGCAAUACAAUUGAAAGAAUUGUAUUUCAGGCGAAUCAAAGAGAGGUGUAUGGCUUUUGAAUGUUCUUUUCUUCUCUUCUUAUUCAAGUGAAGCAAGCAUACCCCGCGAUUUUCAACUUGAA
Molecule: messenger RNA, 2333 nt
Organism: Neltuma alba
Lineage: Eukaryota; Viridiplantae; Streptophyta; Magnoliopsida; Fabales; Fabaceae
Product: succinate dehydrogenase [ubiquinone] flavoprotein subunit, mitochondrial
Exons: 16
Coding region: 114-2006 (630 amino acids)
Biological process (GO): tricarboxylic acid cycle; mitochondrial electron transport, succinate to ubiquinone
Cellular component (GO): respiratory chain complex II (succinate dehydrogenase)
Molecular function (GO): electron transfer activity; succinate dehydrogenase (quinone) activity; flavin adenine dinucleotide binding
Source: RefSeq, a predicted model, not a curated record